Messenger RNA from Pelodiscus sinensis (Chinese soft-shelled turtle), 716 nucleotides. NCBI's taxonomy places the organism in Eukaryota, Metazoa, Chordata, Testudines, Trionychidae. The record is from RefSeq and is a predicted model, not a curated record.
AUGGCAUCAUUCCAGAAGGGUGACUUGUUCACUCCCUGGAGCCACAUAUUUGGUACCAAUGUCAUGGCUAGUAUAGACAAGCCUGAGUACCCGAAUCUCUCCUGGGUGGCCAUCCAAGCUCAGACAGGGAACAUUGGUCCCUGUGUGUGUCUGCCCCUGGGAGGUGUGUCUAACCCAUUGGUCCCCUCCACCCCAGGGAAGAAGAAGAAGAAGACCCGUGGGGACCAUUUCAAACUCCGCUUCCGUAAGAACUUCCAGGCCCUGCUAGAGGAACAGAACCUGAGCACCAGCGAGGGCCCCAACUAUCUGACGGCCUGUGCAGCCCCCUCGAGUCUACCUCAGCGCCACUUCUGCGCCGUGUGUGGCCUGCCCUCGCACUACACCUGCGUCAGCUGUGGGGCCCGCUACUGCUGUGUGCGCUGCCUGGGCACCCACCAGGAGACCCGGUGCUUGAAAUGGACAGUUUAGCUCUGCUUGGAUCCUGGAUUUUCACCCCCAGUUGGAGGGCCCAAAGUCUGCUGCACUGGAGGGGAGAAGGGUUGUUCUUGAGGGUCUCUGAUCCUGGGGGACCCUGAUUCUGGCUGGUACUGGCAGAGAGGGCGACUGAUUCCAGGGGGGUGCACUAAUCUUGCUGCCCUGUGGGAGGGACUGAUCCUUGAGGUCCCAAGGCCUGAGCUGCCUGCGUCUGCCUGUAAAUAAACACUCCGUCCUCACUA